AUGGCCUUGUGCGUGUCUAGCAAAAGAUUAUGUAUCCUCGUGGAGCUCGCCAACUAUACUGAUAGUUUGGCUGUUGUCCCAGCCCUUCGUUCUCUUCUCCUUUUUGGUCCUCCAACUUCUUCUCUUGGUGUUAAAUUUGGAAUGGACAGAAGUCGUACUAGUAGUAGUAUGAAGCAGUUCCCGGGAUAUGUAGUUACGAGUAUAGAGGGUGCCGGCUUUGUGAGUAAACCUCUUCAGAUCUGCGCUCCGCAUGACGAUAUUGGUGAGAUUGUGCUGGCACUCCGGGUCGUGAUUGUCACAAGUCGACCACGGCCCAGAGGCGGAGGGCAUCCGUUGCAGUCAAUAUUGCAACAAGGUGAUACUGAAAAGAUCAUAAAGAUAAUCACAAUACUUAGCAUCAUACGGGCCAAGUAUUUCUAUGACCAGAAAAUCAUCAUCGGCUUCACUCUUCUGCCCCUUCUUGUACUUUGCGAAGGUGAAGAAGAUCUGGUGCCGACCUUGGGAUGUGGGAAGGAAACUGCAAAAAGUCAAGGAUCAGGAAGUGGGAUUGAUGCUAGACAAUCGCAUAUAAACCACCUAAAUGCAGGGAUAAUUAGUCCUUCCGGCCAGGGUACCUCUAAAGCACGAGAUGUUCUGAGGUAUCUCUGCGCCUUUGGGCCCAAGAAUUCUGUUAAUCCAUUUGUCAAUUCUGUUAAUAGCCAGAAGAUAUCGAGCUGUGUCCAGAGUUCGUCGCGCGCGCUUUCAGGCUUUCCCAGUGAGUACGGGUAG
This is a messenger RNA of Aspergillus niger, 768 nucleotides long. RefSeq lists its product as hypothetical. The coding region runs from base 1 to 768 and encodes 255 amino acids. The transcript is spliced from 6 exons. The record is from RefSeq and is a predicted model, not a curated record. Lineage: Eukaryota; Fungi; Ascomycota; Eurotiomycetes; Eurotiales; Aspergillaceae.